GCUGCGAGGAUCACUCUGAGGUCAAAUUAAAAAGCUGAAUCUAGCAGAGAAUAAGGACAAGACAAGUGACGGAUACUUUUUUGUUUAUUCCUCGUGUCAAAGAAGGGGAAAAGUGUCUAGAUAUUACACGACAAAAAGAAAUAAUUGACAUUUGAUGGGACACACAGAAGUUUCCAGUUGUCUUCUGUCCGGAUUGAAGCACCACGCCGAGGAAUUGAUGGAGAUUUUGCCCAUUGAAAAGCUCCAUGGAAGACAACAGCAUUUGUUUAGCACUGGAUAAUACACUUACAUAUUAGAACUGCCUGAUGCCAUCGGGCAACCAAGUUCUUCAAUUGGGCUACCUUUUUAUGAUCUAGUUCUGGUGCUUUAAAGAACCCAGAAAUCAAAUCACUUAGCGAAACAACCUAUUAUGUAACAUUAAUAACGGUUUCACCUCCAAAGAAGCAUAUAGCUAGAUCCUAUUCAGUCAAAAUGCUUCUUGAUAAGAGGAGGGUUCAUUACUGAAGAACCUUCAUUUUUUAAGGGACACAUGGCGUGAAGCAGAAUAUUUACAGAAGAACUAAGUGCCUUUAUAUUUCGAAGUUGAUACAUCCUCAUCACCCUCAUCACCUUAUAGUGAAGAUGAAGAGCAUCUGGUUUGCUCUGGUGAGCUGUUUCUGGAGCUCCUGUCUCAGCAGUUCUGUGUUUGAUGGCGCUGAGCUUCAGCCGAACUUCAUGCAUCGGAGGUUACGGACUCAGGAGAAGCGAGAGAUGCAGAAAGAGAUCCUGUCUAUCCUGGGACUGAACCACAGACCCAGACCGCAUGUGAACAGCGGCAAAUAUAAUUCCGCACCUCUCUUCAUGCUGGAUCUCUAUAACACGAUAUCCACUGAGGAGAAAAGCGACGUGGAUCAGUACAGAUCCCUGAUCACCACCACAAGACCCUCUGUGGCUUCACUUCAGGACACUGAGUUUCUUCAUGACGCCGACAUGGUCAUGAGUUUUGUCAAUUUGGUGGAGUUUGACAGGGAGCUGUCUCAACAGAGAAGACACCAUAAAGAGUUCAAAUUCAACCUGUCCCAGAUCCCAGAGGGUGAGGCCAUCACAGGUUCAGAAUUCAGGAUCUACAAGGAAUGUGUGACCAGAGCAUUCCGCAAUGAGACAUUCCUGCUUCGUGUCUUCCAGGUGGUUGGGGAACACCCUGACAGGAAUCCGGAUCUGUUUCUGCUGGAGUCUCGCAGGUUGUGGGCGGCAGAAGAAGGUUGGCUGGAGUUUGACAUCACAGCCACCAGUAAUCUGUGGGUGACGAGCCCAUAUCAUAAUCUGGGUUUACAGAUCAGUGUGGAGACCAGCAGUGGCUGGAGCAUCAGUCCUGAAGAAGCAGGGUUAGUGGGGCGUGAUGGCGCUCUGGAGAAGCAGCCUUUCAUGGUGGCCUUUUUCAAAGUGAGUGAAGUCCGUAUCCGAACCGUCCGGUCCACGGGAAAACGGCGUCAUCAAAACCGCAAUCGCUCCAACAGUCCACAGGAUGCGUCAAAGGGAAUGGCUCAUACAGAUUACAACAGCAGUGAUCAGAAGAGCGCAUGCAAAAAGCAUGAACUGUACGUCAGCUUCAGAGAGCUCGGCUGGCAGGACUGGAUUAUUGCACCAGAGGGCUACGCAGCAAACUACUGUGAUGGAGAAUGCUCUUUCCCCCUAAAUGCCCACAUGAAUGCUACUAAUCACGCUAUAGUACAGACACUGGUCCAUCUGAUGAAUCCAGAGAACGUCCCGAAGCCGUGCUGUGCACCCACCAAACUGCACGCCAUCUCUGUACUCUAUUAUGAUGACAACUCCAACGUAAUUCUAAAGAAAUACAAGAACAUGGUGGUGCGUGCUUGCGGCUGUCAGUGACACGAGAGCUGUGUGCCACCCGCCCAACCACUGCACUGCAGAGAGACUAAAUAUAUGUGUGUGUGUGUGUGUGUGUGUGUGUGUGUGUGUGUGUGUGUGUGUGUGUGUGUGUGUGAGAGAGAGAACACUCAUUUUAAAAACACAAGUGUUUAUGAACAAACAAGUAUGUUUGAGAGAGAAUAGAUAUUCGUGCUGCUUUUACUCAUCUUCAUACACACAGCCAGUUCACAUAAGUUACAUAUUUCAAAUCCUUUAAAAUGCCAUGAGGAUGAACAGAUGAACCUAUAAACAGAACCUGAUGCCAAAUGUCUAAAAUAGACCAAACACACACAGAAAUGUAAAUUAUGAGCUAACAUUCAGUCUGUAUUUAAUAUUGUAUUUGACGAACCAAAUCUUAAAGGAAAAAUCUGUCAUUAUUUAUUUACCAUCUUCUAUUUAAUUUCAUACGUUAUUUUUUCUGAUCUUUUUGUGCUAUUUGUAGCUUGGCAGAUGUGGUCACUAUGAACUUUGUAUAGAAAAAGAUAUGUAAAGAUUCUUCAAACUUUCUCCUUUUGAGUUCCACUAAAUAAUAACAGCAUAAAGGUUCGUAAUGACAUGAGGGUGAGUAAAUGAUGACAGAAUUUUCAUUUUGAGAGAAAUAUUACUUAAAAUGUAACAUUGGAAACUGUCAUAAUAGUGUGUCUUGAUGCACAGAAGACACAUUUUCUCCUUUUUUUUUGUGUAUUUUCAGUCAUCCCUAAACUCACUUGAACCCACAAGACUAUUUUAGAUCUCAACAAAAUCUAAUUAUUUUGAGUUUCUCAAUAUUUGCUCUCCACUAGCUGUGGUUUGCAUUCGUGAGUCAGAGCAAGUGGUUACACACUUUAACAGAACUCAAAGAACGGAUCCAUUAUGUUGGUGUUCCGGAGACAGAAACUGCAUUUGAUGCUGUCCGACACCACAGAUCUAUAGUUUCCCAUCAGCACCUGCACCUUGGAUGGCAUAAAUCCAAAACCUCCCACAAGACGAGAUGUGCUACGGAUCAUUUCCUGUUUUUCAGCAACAAAACUGUAUUCCGCACUAUGGUCCUCUGAAGGGCUGUAAAUUUCCCAACCAUCUUAUGCCAAUAUUUAUUGUUUGUAAUUUGGUGAAACUCUUACUAUGACACUAUAAAUUUCCUUUUUUCCACUGUGAGGCUUUUAAAUGGUACAAAACAUUGAAAAGAUUUAUUUGAUGUUGCCCAGUUUUACAGUCAGCAUUAUCUCUAGAUUUAGGAAUUGAGAGGCACAUUUUGGUAACACACAGAAACCAAAUCAUUUGUAUGAUGCUCAGUUAUGUUAAAGGUUUUGGAAUGUCUGUAUUCUUCUGCCGAUAUGGAUGGAAAAUAUAGGAGUUAACUUUUCACCAUGAUAAUAUGGGACACUUGAGCAUUUUGAGCAUUCAAUAUGAGAAGGAAAUCCUCCUCAAGUGCUGUGCCCGCCACAAUAUGGAUCGUUUCGCUGACCGUCCCUCAAGCAUCAUGGCGCUAACAUACAGCACAGCUGGCAACCCUGCCAUCUAUGGAAGCUAAUUUACUCCACAUUGGGGGAAAAAUGAUUUAAGUCAUGUCAUAAUUAUGAGAUAAAAAUAGAGAUAGUGAAAAUUAUAUAUUUAUGAGAAUCAUAAUUGAGUCAAAUUUAUGAGUCAAAAUUAUAAUUAAUGAUUUGAGUGAAAAAGUUUGAGAUAAUUAUGUUUUCAUGUGGUGAUAAUGGGCUGUCAUGAUAAUCAGUGCACAUCCCUUUCUGUUGGAUGGGCACAUGAACCAACUAUCAAUCUUGGAGCGCCUCAAUCAUUAUUUCUUUUCACAUGACAUUCCUCACAGAUUGAGAAGAGUGAAGCAGCUAGAGACAAUAUAUUUAAAGUUAUAUUUACCCAUUUCUUUUCUUUAUGUUUUCAAAGGUGCACUGAAACUGAAAACUAUUGAUUUGAAAUGAGGCUGCAUCCAAGCCACUAGGUGGCAGUGCAAGUUCAAGAUCACACAAAGACAAAAGUUACAAAGUGCACCUUUAAAGAAUAGGCCAAUUCAAUUUAAUUGUAAUUU
This is a messenger RNA of Xyrauchen texanus (razorback sucker), 3928 nucleotides long. RefSeq names its product bone morphogenetic protein 6 (gene bmp6). Bases 622 to 1869 code for a protein of 415 amino acids. Gene Ontology annotation, cellular component: extracellular region. Gene Ontology annotation, biological process: SMAD protein signal transduction. The record is from RefSeq and is a predicted model, not a curated record. The transcript has 7 exons. Lineage: Eukaryota; Metazoa; Chordata; Actinopteri; Cypriniformes; Catostomidae. Gene Ontology annotation, molecular function: growth factor activity; cytokine activity.